Eublepharis macularius is the source of this 679-nucleotide messenger RNA. RefSeq names its product ceroid-lipofuscinosis neuronal protein 6 homolog. The transcript has a single exon. NCBI's taxonomy places the organism in Eukaryota, Metazoa, Chordata, Lepidosauria, Squamata, Eublepharidae. The record is from RefSeq and is a predicted model, not a curated record. The coding region runs from base 5 to 679 and encodes 224 amino acids.
UGCCAUGAUCUUGCUUCCGCUAGAAUGGUUCCCGCUGAAUAAGCUGAGUGCCGGAGACUAUUUUCACAUGGCUUACAACGUCAUCACCCCUUUUCUGCUUUUGAAGCUCAUCGAGCGGUCCCCCAAGGCCCUCCCCCAGUCCAUGGUAUACAUCAGCAUCAUCACCUUCGUCAUGGGAGCCAGCAUUCACUUGGUGGGCGAUUCCGUCAGUCGCUGGCUGAUCUUCAGCAGCUAUCAGCUCCACCUGUCAGUCCGAGAGAACCCCAUCAUCAAGAACCUCAAGCCCGAGAUGCUGAUCGACUCCUUUGAACUGCUGUACUACUACGACGAAUACCUCGGCCAUUCCAUGUGGUACAUCCCCUUCUUUCUCAUUCUGUGUAUCUAUUUUUCUGGCUGCUUCAUUCCCAAAAAAGAGGAGCCAAGGAUCCCGGUAGCAGCCUUGCUGCUUAUUGGGCCUAGCAGUCUCUACUACUGGUAUCUUGUCACUGAAGGUCAAAUCUUCAUACUCUUCAUUUUCACCUUCUUCGCCAUGAUGGCUUUGGUGAUGCACAAGAAGUGGAAGGGGUUGAUCCUAGACAGUAACGGCCAUUUCCUCUUCUACUCAUUCUUUAUAACGCUGGUGUUGAUUGCCCUGUGGGUUGGAUGGCUCUGGAACGACAAGAUCCUCAGGAAGAAAUAG